AUGGCAGCAGCGCUGCUCCGCGAGGCGGUGGCUCUGUACGAAUCCGGCAGUUUAGCCUCUGCACGCGAGGCCGCAGAAGAUGCCCUUCACGCAGCGGAUCCACACAACGACACUCUCUUCGCUGAAGCCCUGCUGGUGCUGGCGAAUGUGUACUGCGCCGCAGAGGACUUUGCCGAGGCGGAGCGUCUCGUGGCGACGUGUUGUUGUUACGUUGAACAGCACUUGGGCCCUGCACACAUUGGUGUGGCGACCGCACGGCUGAAUCGUGCCAUCAUUCUAUUAGAACGCUAUCGUCUGCGUGGUGGGAAUCAUGACACUGCCAAUACGAAUGGCAAUUCUAAUAAUAGUGGCAGUGGUGGUGGAUUGCAAUGGGUGGAGCAGGCGUAUGCGUUGCUGCAGGCGGCGGCCCGUCAACUUGAGAAUGUCGACGGCGUGGAGCGGCUGUUGCUUGCGGAGGUGCUGCACAACACGGGUGUGUGCUGUGAGUUGGUGGGCCGCCACGUGGAUGCCCUCGCGGCGUACAUGCGAUCCAUGCAGAUACGCGUGCACUACACAGACACCGCCGGUGUGUGUGAUUUGAAGCUCGCGCUCACGAUGGAGCACGUGGCGAUGUUGUACCGACUGCUGCAGGGCGCGCGGCUGCAGGAGGCCGCACGGCUGAUGGACGCCGUCGCCACAACACGCAGACGUUAUUUGGGCCCACGCCAUCCCUUGUUUGCGGCAGCCAUUCUCGCACAAGGUGUGAUUGCCGCCGAGUUGGGUCACAAGCGGCGUGCGGUGUUGUUACUGCAGAAGGCGUUGGAUAUACGCAAACGAUUGUAUGGGGAAGAAGAUCCGCAGACACGUUGUGUGGCGCAACUGCUUGCAGAGAUAUCAUAA
This is a messenger RNA of Trypanosoma theileri, 879 nucleotides long. RefSeq lists its product as uncharacterized. Bases 1 to 879 code for a protein of 292 amino acids. The record is from RefSeq and is a predicted model, not a curated record. NCBI's taxonomy places the organism in Eukaryota, Euglenozoa, Kinetoplastea, Trypanosomatida, Trypanosomatidae. Gene Ontology annotation, molecular function: protein binding. The transcript has a single exon.